This is a messenger RNA of Quercus lobata, 525 nucleotides long. Its product is annotated as lipid transfer-like protein VAS. The coding region runs from base 1 to 525 and encodes 174 amino acids. Lineage: Eukaryota; Viridiplantae; Streptophyta; Magnoliopsida; Fagales; Fagaceae. The transcript has 4 exons. The record is from RefSeq and is a predicted model, not a curated record.
AUGGCUUCCAACAAACAGCAUAUUAUAACAUUGCUUGUUUUGUUCUCGUUUAUUGUGGGUUUCUCUCAAAUAACUUCGGACGUGUUUGGGCCGGCAGCUUCAGGGGGUGUUGAAUCAUUCCCAUGCUUGAAGAACCUCGCUCCUUGUCAACCAUACUUGAAGGGCUCCUAUGUUGCACCGGCAAUAUGCUGUGAGCAAUUGAAGGUGACAAUCACCAAUGAUCUCAAGUGCCUCUGCGACAUAUUAGCCCAUAAUGACCUCUUGAAGACUUUCAACAUUACCCCGGUGGAGCUCAUGAAGCUUCCUAAGGAGUGCGGUAUUGAUAUUAAGCAGUCAGCAUGCAAAGUUGCACCCCCGCCUGGAUCUUCCACCAAUGGUUCUUUCUCACACAACUCUACACCUUCAAGCAGUCUAAAAAGUGCAGCCUAUGGGAUCACUUUGCAACCCAGGCUUGAUAGAUUAGAAUCUAGUCCCGGAGUGAAUGCCAUUUUGGUACAGAGUCAGAAAAGCGAGCUGUGGUGGUAG